Scheffersomyces coipomensis is the source of this 2385-nucleotide messenger RNA. It is a transcript of the gene GRR1, whose product is annotated as SCF ubiquitin ligase complex subunit. The record is from RefSeq and is a predicted model, not a curated record. Gene Ontology annotation, molecular function: protein binding. Gene Ontology annotation, cellular component: cytoplasm. NCBI's taxonomy places the organism in Eukaryota, Fungi, Ascomycota, Pichiomycetes, Serinales, Debaryomycetaceae. The transcript is spliced from 2 exons. The coding region runs from base 1 to 2385 and encodes 794 amino acids.
AUGGUAGCACUGAUUUAUAACUUACUUAAACUUGCUUUCCAUUGUUAUAAUAAUGCUAGUUGUAUAUUCCAACAUAGUAAACCAUCUUCACCUAAUAGUGUUGAAGAAGAUCCAACAGGAAAUAGAGAAGCUACUACCAGAGCAAAUUCAAAUACAGUCUCACGAUAUGAAGCUGAUUUUAUAAUGGAUAAUGAUUCAAAUAAUUUUAAAGAAUUAAGAGAUUCUAUAAUAACUGAUCGAAGGCUAUCAGAAGCUAAUAAUUCCAUUAAUCAAAUACCCCCUUCCCCUCCAUCUCAUAAGAAUGAUAAUAAUCAUUUUAUAAAUUAUCAAUAUCAAGAAAUUCAAAAAAAUUCACUUAUAAGAUUACCCACCGAAAUUUUAUUACAAAUAUUUCAUAAUUUGGAUAGAAAAGAAUUAUAUGCUUUAUUAACAGUUUGUAGAGAAUUUGCUGAUUUAAUUAUUGAAAUUCUUUGGUUUAGACCAAAUAUGCAAAAUGAUUUAUCAUUUAAAAAAAUUAAAGAAGUUAUGGAAAUUCCAAAAGAAAAAACUCAUUGGGAUUAUCGUCAAUAUAUUAAAAGAUUAAAUUUAUCAUUUAUGACUAAAUUAGUUGAUGAUGAUUUAUUAUCAUUAUUUGUUGGUUGUCCAAAACUUGAAAGAUUAACUUUAGUUAAUUGUACAAAAUUAACUCGAAAACCAAUUACUCAAGUUUUAAAAAAUUGUGAAAAAUUACAAUCAAUUGAUUUAACAGGUGUAACUGAUAUUCAUGAUAGUAUAAUAGAUGCAUUAGCUGAGAAUUGUUUAAGAUUACAAGGUUUAUAUGCUCCUGGUUGUGGUAAUGUUUGUGAAGCUUCAAUAAUUCGAUUAUUAAAUUCUUGUCCAAUGUUAAAAAGAAUUAAAUUUAAUAAUAGUGAAAAUAUAACUGAUCAAUGUAUAUCAGCUAUGUAUGAAAAUUGUAAAUCUUUAGUGGAAAUUGAUUUACAUAAUUGUCCAAAUGUUAGUGAUUUAUAUUUAAAAAAUAUUUUUAAUGAUUUAUCUCAAUUAAGAGAAUUUAGAAUAAGUAAUGCAGCAGGUAUAACUGAUAAAUUAUUUGAAUUAUUACCAUCAAGAUAUUAUUUAGAAAAAUUAAGAAUUAUUGAUAUAACUGGUUGUAAUGCUAUAACUGAUAAAUUAGUGGAAAAAUUAGUUAUUUGUGCUCCAAGAUUAAGAAAUGUGGUAUUAUCAAAAUGUAUGCAAAUAACUGAUGCAUCAUUAAGAGCUUUAAGUCAAUUAGGUCGAAGUUUACAUUAUAUUCAUUUAGGUCAUUGUGGUUUAAUAACUGAUUUUGGAGUGGCAGCAUUGGUAAGAUCAUGUCAUAGAAUUCAAUAUAUUGAUUUAGCAUGUUGUACUCAAUUAACAGAUUGGACAUUAAUUGAAUUAGCAAAUUUACCAAAAUUAAGAAGAAUUGGAUUAGUUAAAUGCAGUUUAAUAACUGAUGGAGGUAUAUUAGAAUUAGUCAGACGUCGGGGAGAUCAAGAUUGUUUAGAAAGAGUUCAUUUAUCAUAUUGUACCAAUUUAACCAUUGGACCAAUUUAUGCAUUAUUAAAAAGUUGUCCAAAAUUAACUCAUUUAUCAUUAACAGGUAUAAGUUCAUUUUUAAGAAGAGAAAUAACUCAAUAUUGUCGAGAUCCUCCUCCUGAUUUUAAUGAAGCUCAAAAAAGUUCAUUUUGUGUAUUUUCAGGUCAUGGAGUUAAUCAAUUAAGAAAUUAUUUAUUUCAAGUUAUGGAAGAACAAGCUUAUCUGAUUGAACAAGGUGAUAUUCAUGCAUUAUUUCUUGAUCAAAGAAGAAGAUUGAUGAAUAAUAAUAACAUCAAUAAUAAUAACAACAACAAUAAUAAUAAUAAUAAUGAUGAUGAUGGAGAUGUUGAAAUUGAUGAUAAUAAUGAUAAUAAUAAUGGAGGUGGUAGAAAUGCAUGGGAUAGAAGAGCUGAAGGUUUAGGAUUAGAAGAUAUUGGAAUCCAACCUAUAUUUGAUUUAAAUCGUGAAUUAUUUCGAGAAUUAAAUGAAGGUAAUAUGAAUCCUGAAGAAAUUCAAGAACAUUUCCAAAGAUUAAUAUUGAAUCGUCAUCAACAACGAGUAUUUGCUUUUCAACAAGCUCAACAACAACAGGCUCAACAACGUCAACAAGGUCAAAGAGUAGGUGGUGCAGCAGCACCACCUCCACCAGCAAUACUUGCACCAGGACAAGUUGGUAGAGCCGGUAGACGAGGUAAUAAUGAUCGAAAUCCUGAAAAUGCUCCACAAAUCGAACAACAAGCUGUAUUUCCUAAUGAAGAUCCUAUAAUUCCUGAUAUUAAUGAUGAUGAAGAUGUUGAUAUGGAUCAAGUACCAUUAUUUCCCCGGAAUUGA